AAUACCCGACUUCUUUAAAGAACAACUUAUCUAAAUAGACGAUACGAUGUGAAAAAGGCUUUCUCUUAUCUGCAAGUAUUUUCUCUGAUUUAAAUGGGACAACACCAAUACAUUAAAUGAAAUAAUAAUUGCACGGUAUUAGGGAAAAUCUUUUCUCGGCUACCGUAUCAAGACAUUUGUCAGGAAACAAGACAUUGUUUCCUUCUCGGUAAAAUCGUUGUUACUUCCUGGUUGGGGACAACACUUGGACCAAGAAGGAAAUUACAGAAAUGUUGUGGAUUAUCAAGCUCUAAAAUGUCCAGACGAACGCAGCUAGCAGCCGGUGAAGUGCACGUGAAGAAGGGAAGAUUACAGAGUAAAAAGGUUAAGUACAUAGUUGUCUGUCUGGGAGAUGAGUCCUCUGCCAGCUUCAUUGAAGUCCAUGACAACAAGGCACACUUUGAGACCCCUACCAACAAACACAAACCGAAAGUCUACCAACUGGAAAACAUCAAACCAGAUGACCUGGACAAAGUGGAAAGGAACCAGGCUAAGGAGUACUACCUGGAUAUUCCAUUCAAGAAGGAGAAGAUGUGUCUGAUGUUUGACAGCCGAGAGGAACUUGCCUUGUGGCACGACGCCAUCGUUCAGGCCAUUAACAUGGAUGCAUUUGAGGAAGAUGAUCUGAAGGAAAAUUUUCUGUAUGAAUCGGAGGACAGUGCACAAGUGUUUGAUGUUGUGGCGCAGGAAACAGAAGCUUCAAAAAGACUGAAUUUAGAAAACUGUGGAAAAUUCAAACUCUUUGUUACUAUGGCAUCUCUAGGCCUUGAAGAUUCAAAAACCCAUGAAAUCAAAUGCAGGUGGCAUUUUGAAUUUAUCCGUCGUUAUGGGUUCACAAAAUCAAGGAAUUUAUUCACAAUUGAGGCAGGAAGACGAUGUGAAACUGGGGAGGGAACAUUUGAUUUCCACAUUGUGGGUAACCCAAAAGCAUUAACCCUGGCCAUAGACAAUGCAACAAAAGCCAAGCAAAGUAGAACAGUUACUUCCACAUUAACAAGGAAUAUUGAACCCGACAAUACCAAAGAGCCACCAGCAAAAGUCAGAGACUCUGCAAAAUCAGUCAAAUCUAGAGCUUCAGAGCCUUUGACAAGGAAAUCCGCUGAUUCCUUAAGUUUGGAAAAUUCCAAAGGGAGUCAAUCUGAGGAUGAAACUCAGACACCUUCCAAUUUACACCUUAGCUUUAAAAACUCCUUAGAGGCCACCAUUAGUCACCACCCAACCUCACCCAAACCUCAAAAAGAGGGUAGCAGCAAAGAAAAGAAGAGGGGAUUUUCGUUUCCAUGGAAAAAGGACAAGGGCGAGAAGAAAGAUUCCAACAAAAGUCUGGAAGGCAGUGAGAACAGUAAGGGAACUGAUAAUGAGCCCACAGAUCUAUAUGAUGAGCCUCUAGUACCUGUAUCCAGUAAACCAUCAGUUAAGGUGAAGAAAUCUGAGCCAAUAUAUGAUGAGGCAGGUGAAAAUAAUAACACAGUUCCCAGUGUAAGGCCACCAGUUUACACAGAGCCAGGAAAACAGAAAACAGAGUCUAGUCGGAAGAAACAGGGAGUGGAAGAAACUGCAACAAAAGAUGGUAGGAACAUGCCAAGUAUUCCAGACAGAAAGUAUGAGGAGGAGGAAGAUGAUGACGAAACAUAUGACCAUGUGGAGUUGAAAGCUGAGAACUCCAACCCACGAAAGCCAAAAGAAGCAUUGGCCCUGCCGGAGCAUAUUUAUGGCAUCGGUUCAGGGAAGAAAAUUGAAGAUAUUGACGACGAUGAUUAUGCGUGUGCCGACUUUCCAGAAAAUGAACAAAAAGUUGUGACUGCGAAAGCUGCAAAGCCAUCAGAGCAAGAAGAAGAAAAUGACUAUGAGUUUGAAAAUGUGGAUGAAGAUGACACUUACGCAGAUACCAUGAACCCGUCGGAGGAUUAUGCCGACGCCAUGUCCUGUGUCCGUACAGAACCAACACCGAAACCCCGACCCCAGCUGUAUGAAGACGUCUCGUAGUGUAAACAUUGAAAAUCGAAAAUCGAAAAGUUACACCCUAAGAUAAAUGUAAUAUUUGGUUAGAUAUUCUGUUGAUGCUGCAAGUUCAAUACUUGGGUUUUUUUCUUCUCAGCACACUUAUAUAAAUGGUUUACCAUAAAUAUAUUAAUUAUAGUAAUAUUUGUAUAAAAAUCAUACAGUAUAAUAUUUUAACAGAAGAUUUGUUAGAUUACUUGUCAGGAAAUGAAUGAAAUGUGAUUGUAUAUAGUAAUAGAUCACUCAUUUGUAAUCUAAAAAUGUUUUCAUGUUAAAAUGCCUCAAAAAAUGAAUAAUAAGCAAUUUAAUUUUGAAUACCUUUUUAUGCAACCGUUAUUAAAAUGAGUGAUUUAUAGGCAUUUUGUAAAUGCGACCUCAGCAAUUAUUCUGUCUGUUUAAAGUUUUUUUUUAGUAAUAUUUUACAAUAUGAUUGGUUUUUGCAGACAGGUUUCUGCUGUUAAGAGAAGCAGUUGCUGUAAACAGGUUUUACAGAGGAAUAUGGUUCUCAGUCACAGACAUUGUAAAACAGUUACUGUAAAUACAUUUUACAGUGGAAUAUUGAGUCAAAGCAGAAUUUGAGUGCUGUAAAUUGAUUGUGUUAUUAUUUAAUCGUUUGUUUACAUGUGUAAUUAUAUUGAUAUGUUUGUAUUUACAUUUAUUAGUACACACAAGUUAUCAUGAUUUAUAUUUGAUUGUAUUGUUACCUUAGUGUGGUUCCUGCCUAGACAAUCUAAUUUAAAUUUGAUGGGUUUUUUAAUCGAUCUGCCUCUCACUCAGCAGCUUCUUUGAGUAGAGUAAUGGACCCAAAACAUCUAAUUUUAAUUGGAUUGUUGACUACCUGUUCUCAGUCAAAAUAUAGAGCACCUCUUUGUUCUAUUUUUGUCUUAAAAAGGAUCACCUCAAACCAGUUUUAUGUUAAACGCCAUGUAGCAGCAUGUUCAGGUAAAUUUGGUACAUGUAAGUUUUAGCUUUCCUGGACAUGUAUAAAUGUAUAAUACAAUUUUCUUUGAACCAUUAAACUGAAAACUAAACAGAAAAGAUAAGGCAAUGUUUUUUGUAUCAGCAUCUAUAUAUUACGUUUAAGUCUAAUUCAUCUUCGAUAUAUAGAUUAGAUGCUUUUUGUUAAAUUUAGUUUUCCCAAAGUUUAGAUCCUUUUUUUACUUUGAUAUUUUAUGAGAUAUGUAAAUGUCCUUUUAUGACACAGGAAACUCAAAAGUUGAUCUUUUUUCUAAGAAAUUAUUCUGUGCUCUCACAUGUACAGUACUUGAGAGAUUUGUCAAGUGUAAAGUAUAGAUAGCAUGUCUCCGUUUCCUCCUAGCCUAGGGGAAGUUCUGAUGUUGUUUUUUUUUUGGUUUGGUUUUUCUUUUGGAAAAGGAAGAUGAUAGAGACAAAUUAGUCCCCACUACCCCGUCUGUUUAAAAAAGAAAUUCAUCUGUUGAAGUGUUUGGUUAAAUGUUUUUUAAAGAUACACUUGAACUUUGGUGUCUUAAGUUUAAAUAUAUCUAUUACAACAGAUAUGUAAAAAUGCAUGGGAUAUCACUGCUUCUUUUACAAUUUAAACCGUUAAUAUAUCUUAAAUUAACAGAAAUUACUAUUUUUCCCAAGUGUUUCCUACUCCCAUUCAGUUCGAAAUAACAAGGUUCAAUGGACGUGUAAAUAAAAAUCAGUUUUGACUUACGUUUACUUAAUUUAUUCAAGUGUCUCAGUCUAUUUUUUUAAAAGAUAAAGAAUUAAUUACUUCAUAUUUUGCAAAACUAGACCUUGUGUAUAUUAUUGUACAUUUAAAUUUUACCUUGUUUUUUUAGGAAGCCCAAUGACAUGAUGCUUUUUGAAUUAUUCACAAUCAUUUUUUUUAUACAAUAAAGAAAAACAUGUAUUUUACAAUACAUGAAUAAUAUUGUAUAUCAUUUUUUUUUAAAUGCAAGACAACAUACGGCACCUAUAGUUGUAAAAAUGUGUAGCUCAUGAGCUGCAGUGUAAAUCUUUGGUUGGACCCAUACUUGGAUCUCUUUCUCAAGUGCACAUUAAAAACUGUCAAUUCAAAUUAUGUAAUAGGCUACGCAACUUUUCAGAUGAGAAGCUCUUCCCUGUUGACUAAAUUCAGAGUGGCUAGGUUGUAAGAGAAUCAGUAAAUUAAGCGUAUAUUUGUGGUUUUAUGCCCAUCUCCUAUCCAAAAGAUUAUUUUUGUGACAUGGUAUUCAUCACGAUGCUUGUCAAAUUAAGUUGAACCGUCUGCUUAGCAUCCUUAUACCCUGCACUGGUAUAAUUGGAUAUACUUAGGAUUAAGUCAUACCUGGUCUAAAUUCAAAGGCUGACAAUCACACGCAUGUUGCCUUUUAAUUCUUAGAACGAGGUCUAUAUACUAGUCAUUAUAACUAUGAAAUAAUAAAGUACACAGGAAAAUGAUCAUUCGCAAUUUUUUAUUUAAUGUUAAGUUUGAGGAGGAAUAGACCAUUAAAAGUUUUUUAUCGUUGAUCCAAAUGUGUAAAGUGAUCAGCUUACCUAAAUAUGCAAGAUCUAGCUGAAAAUCUCAUGAUAAAAUGAGGAGUUGUUUCUGCUGGCCAGAUACCCAAAAAUGGUGAUUUUUAAAGUUUUGCAAAAGCUUUGUUACCUAUAUACUCAGCUACGUAACACGGCGGAGUAUAAAUUAGUCAGCAGUACAUUACGUUAAUGCUUUGUAGACAAUUGUCACACCUGGUUUUCUGUAUCAGAGUAUUGUCACUUUAUAACACUAUGUAAUAUUAAUAGCAUUCCAUUAUUAUAUAUAAAUAUUACCACAGAGCAUGGCUCUAAAAAUACAGUUUUAUUUUGUUUUUCUCUUUUAAGUUUAAUUUUAACAACAUUUUGUGUAUGAGAUAUAUUUUUGUAUGUUUUGUGUAAACAUUAAAAGAUAAUCAAAACUUUUCAUAAAACAUGUAGUUAAUCUAUUUGAAUUUGGCAUGUUUAUAAACGCUGUGUAUUUUGCUACUUUUAUAUUACUUCUUUCAUGUAAAUCCCCCCUAAAUGUAACAUAAAGGAUUUUUGUGUUACAUGUAUUUGGUUACAGACGUAUCAAAAACAUGGUUUACUCCUGUUAAACUUCAACUCGCUUUCAAAAAGAUGUCAGAACAAUGUAAACAUAUCUCAUAUAAUUUGAUACAACAGGAGUCAUUUCAAACGUAAAGGCUGAAUUCUUUUUGUCGUAAUAUCGUCUAUGAUAUUUAGACAUGUUUUGAGAGAUCUUUAAACGAAAAAAAAAUAGCCGUUAAUUUUAGUGAAAAUAUUAUUCAAUGGUGUUUUAUUUUUUAUAUAGCAAUACGUGUAUUGUAAAGAUGAUUGGAAAAUUCAUCGUGCAUUGUAAACUUUUUUAUGAGGUCACAAUCUAAAUUUGUGAAGGACUGUAAAUAUUUUUUUUUUGUAAACACUUGUGAUUGUCAACAAUCUGUCUUAAAGGUAAAAAUCAAUACAUU
Molecule: messenger RNA, 5489 nt
Organism: Magallana angulata
Lineage: Eukaryota; Metazoa; Mollusca; Bivalvia; Ostreida; Ostreidae
Product: docking protein 1-like
Exons: 3
Coding region: 295-2025 (576 amino acids)
Biological process (GO): cell surface receptor protein tyrosine kinase signaling pathway
Cellular component (GO): cytoplasm
Source: RefSeq, a predicted model, not a curated record